Molecule: messenger RNA, 5555 nt
Organism: Nerophis ophidion (straightnose pipefish)
Lineage: Eukaryota; Metazoa; Chordata; Actinopteri; Syngnathiformes; Syngnathidae
Product: rho GTPase-activating protein 22-like
Exons: 9
Coding region: 1451-3511 (686 amino acids)
Biological process (GO): negative regulation of ruffle assembly; activation of GTPase activity; wound healing, spreading of epidermal cells
Cellular component (GO): focal adhesion
Molecular function (GO): GTPase activator activity
Source: RefSeq, a predicted model, not a curated record
GGACAACUGGCGGGGAAAGGAGAACGACGAGUGGGGGGGGGGGGGGGGGCGGAGGAAAGGGAAGACGACAUCCAGAUGUUCUGAGAUGGAGCAGGACGUCCAGAAAGAGGGAGCGGAUGACUCCUGUAGAAUGUUGUUUUUAUGCGUGUGGGAGAAGGAACUUCCAAGACAGACGGGUGGAAUAAUGCUGCUUUUGUGUCGCAGCCAGUGAUUCCUUCCACUUGAAGUACUUAGAAGAGACACAAAAAUGGGCUUCGAAAGACACAGAGUCGGUCCAAAGCAGACCACAGGAAGACCUUUUGUUAGAGGUAUGGCUUAAAUGUACGAGCCCUUUUUUUUUUUUAACCAAAAACUAAAGAAGAAGAGGUUUCAUCAGGAGAAGGCAGCACAUCUUAGGUGAAGACACUUCAAAGAUCGUGGAGUUUCUCUUAAAAGCUUUUCUCGGGAAAUUUGAAUUUGCAUAAACUUUGCUACAGUCGAAGUUUGGCUGUUCGUCAAGGACCAGACGAAUCUACAAAUCUGUCUUCAAUUGUCAACCCCAGGUAAACCUCGAACUCUAACACUGAAAUCUGACAGCAAGACGCUGGAAAGCCUUUCGUUUUUGGUUCUCUUUCAAUGAUGGAACACCAGAAAUAUGUUUUGAGGUUCUAGACCAACCAGAAUCACCUACUGAGAACCUUUGUGAGCCCUUCUUAGCAUCCAAAAGGAACCAGGGCUGGAGGUUUAAUAUUCUCCAGAAAGUGUCUCAUUUCCAUAUAUCCAGGGUCAUAGCAAGGAUUUUGGUCCAUCUCAGCUGACUUCGGGCCACAAGCGGGCUCCACCCAGGGAAGAGCGCAUUCAAGUUGGAAUUUAUUCUGCUUCAUUCACCACAAAACUUGUCGAUGUGAGCCACUAAAUCUCUUUCAAGACUUUUUGACCAAAAAUCUUCUAUCCCGCCCGUUUCUCUUGUCUUGCAAUCAAUGGCCAACGCUGAGUCAGCCAAUCAGACUGAUUUAUUGUUGCACAUUGAAGGCGAGUAAUGCGGGAUGAUAGGCGGUACACACCACAAAGGGCUACACGGUCUAGCCACGGAUGCUAACUGACGCCUCAACUGGAACCUUUUAAAUACAUGGGCAGGAUUCUCUACAAACUGUGUGAUCCCUAAGUCACUUCUCUGGAUGUCUUUUCAAUUAAGGCCAUGUCCUCCAUAAACGUCCUUGAAUAGAUUUUUACAGAUCAGGACAUUAUGAAAAAGGUAGUUCCCUGGUCUGUCAAAGAGCUUCAAGUUAAACCAGGAAAGAGUGCAUAAGACAGCAUACUUUGUACAAACAAUUACAGUAUUCAAAACAGCUGCAGAACACGACAACAACUUUACGACAACUGUAUAGAGUGAGCUUGAGCAUCAUCUACAAUCAUCGUCGCUGCGGAAACCAAGGAGAGUGCGCGAGAGAGAGAGAGGGAGUGGAACAGCAUGGGACUCAGCUGCUUCAAAUCCUGGAAACAUGACAGAGCAGGCUUCAAAGGGAACAGAGACGUGUUGGCCAGUCCAGGCUCGUAUUUCUUCCUGUCCAACAGCGCCGGCCAGGGGGACGAAUGGCUGAAAAGCCUCAAUAAGGGAGUCUGGAUCCCUUUCACAGGUGUUUUUGGUCAGCGUCUGGAGGAGACGGUGCUGUAUGAGCGGCGUUACGGGGUUCGCUCGGUUCCCCUGGUGGUGGAGCAAUGCGUGACCUUCAUACGCGAGCGAGGUCUACAGGAGGUGGGCUUGUUUCGCCAGCCGGGACGGGCCAGUCUGGUGAGGGAGCUGCAGGAGGCGUUUGAUGGCGGGGAGAGGCCCUCAUUUGACAGCAACACCGACGUCCACACGGUGGCCUCGCUGCUGAAACUCUACCUGCGACAGCUUCCUGAGCCUUUGGUUCCUUAUAGCCACUACCAGGACUUCCUGCUUUGCGGCACACAUAUUUCUAAUGACCGCGUAGAGGGUUUGGAGGAGUUAAGAAAUCUUCUUCAGGAGUUGCCAGUGGCCAAUUUUAAUCUUUUGAAGUUCAUCUGCCAGUUUCUUAAUGAAGUCCAGAGUCACUCAAAAGGUAACAAGAUGAGCUGUCAGAACUUGGCCACGGUGUUUGGACCAAACAUUCUACGAGCCAAGGCUGAGGACCCUCAAAGCAUCAUGGGAGGUGCAGCACUGGUCCAGAUGCUGAUGUUGGAGCUGAUCCGAGAAAAUGAGUCUCUGUUCUCAAGGGUCUCUGCACCAGUUCCUGCACAUCCUGUUGGAGGCUUAUAUGCAUCACCAAGUACUCUGAGACGACCUCAUUUACACCAGCCACCCUGCCUCCGUCAGAUGUCACUGCCGCUAAUUGCAGAGAGAUGCCAGGAGUCAGGACAGCAUACUGUGGAUGGACACAAUACCAGCUGUAUCUCCUCUGUGACUACUGCCACAUCGGACGCAUCUUCAGGCCACAAGAGAUUCCUGGGCCAUCGCUACACCUCCUCUCAUCCAGGAAACUGCUUCUACCCUGUACCUUCCUCAAGUCAGGCCUCGCAGCCUCAACUCGAGGGUAGUAGUAUUGAUUAUCACCUGCACCUCUCUAGUAGUGGAUCAUCCCCAGCUAAUGCCCAAAACAGGCAGCAUAGAUCAAUCCAUAUGGGCUGGAUCGAGGCAUGGUCUGGUCUGGGAGACACAGUGAGUCAUCUAUGGAGUUCUGGUGCCACACAGAGCACAGGGGAAGGGAUUGAAAUUCCAGAAGUAGCCAGCGGGGGCAGCAGUGAUGCGCAAGAAGGCAGCACCCCAUCUGUUUACGACAAUCUGAACAGAGUGUCUUCAAGUCAGAUGAUGGCGGACAUCGCUGGUGAACAGUUACAGAACAACGGUCAGGGAGAAUCCGACGAGGAACCAGAGGACGCGUGGCAGACGGUGGACGAAUCAUCAUCGUGGUCUUCUUGUGAGAUUUUACCAUUGGACAAGUGCAGUGAUCCCGAAGUUAGUCCUGACAUGACAUCAAAGAGGCCACCCUCAAGUCCCGCAGAGGAAAACUGCCAAGAACAGCUUGAUAGUGACAACAAAAGCGAGGGUGACACAGGACAUCACUUAAACUCCCCAACAUCCGUCUCUAUCUUAAGCCCUAUCAGCACUGGAAGCUCUGAGGUGUUUCUUCCCUCGGGUCCUCCUCCAGACCUUCCAGGGAGUGAGCCUCAGUUGCAGUCCAGCAACGCUCAAUCACUCCUGGAUGAGCUUCGACAGCAAAUGGCCCAGCAAAAGACCGAUUAUCAGGACAAGAUAAAGAGGUUGGAGCUCUGCAAUGACACCCUCCAGCGGCAAGUACUGGUACUGCGGGACAGUUUGGAGCAGCAGAAGCGAAGCCAGAGCGUGGCCGAGGUCAAGAUCCGCAAAAUGGAGCAAGCCAAGGCGGCUGCGGAUCACCGUAACUCGACGCUGCAGACGGAGAUGGAACUGUUUUUCCAGAUGAGAACACGGGAGGGAAGGAAUGAUGAUGGUGGGGGAGAAAGGAGAAAACGCACCUUAAAGAGCCUGUGAAGGUGAAGGGAAAGAUGAGAGGAUUAGUGAAUGCUGGGGUCAGGGGCGCCGAAAAGAGGGGGUAAAGGAGACGGAUUCUAGGGGCCCAUGAUGGAGGGGGCCCAGAGAGGCCCCUAAUGAUGAUGAAAUUAUAUGAAAUUAUGUGUUGGGGGCCCUGUAAAGAUUCUUUUCAUGUGGCCCAAAAUCCCUAGCGGCGCCCCUGGCUGGGGUUGUUAUUCUUUCUGUAGAUUUUACAAUUUCUCUCAAUCAAGGAUCCAUGAUUUGCUAUUUUAUACACAUACAAACAUAAAGGAAGCAUUGCUGUGUUUGCAUGAAUGUGUGUUUUACAUAUAAAAAAAACCCCACUGAUAAGAAACUGUAUUUUAUAUUGGCAGUGCAAUAACGACACAAUAAUACACAGAAAUUGUCUCUGAACCAAACAUGCAGACAAGUGCAUCCAAAUCUAAUCACCUUGUUAGCAGGAAAAAGUUUUAAAACAUGAAAGACACAAUGACUUUAGAUGAGAAUUUUGCGUUUAUUCUCACAUUGAGACUUUCUGAAUCAAGCCAAAGUCUCGUGAACAGAUUAAAUUUAGAGACAGCCUUCAGUCCCACAGACAGAAAGACAUUUACUAUUCACAGCUGCUGCGUUUUCUAAAGGACUUGGGGACGCCACAGCCGGCUUACAGGAACGCCAUAGAGGGGUAACAGGUACGUAACAGUCUCUUUUGCCAGUAAAGCGACUGAUCCUCAUUAAAAAAAAAUAAUAAGUGCAAUAAUAACAAUGCUUUACUAACAGGAAAUCCAACCUCAAAACUAAAAACCUCUGAAAAAUAUUUUGACAUCGCAGUAUGGAUCUAAUUGUUGGUUUUAAAGCUUCUUUUUCUGACAAAAAAAUUCCAACAUUGAAAAGCAAAAGGUUUUUUUUUCUCAAAACAAAAUCUGACGACAAAAACAAGAAAUGUAAUCCUUUCACUACAAAUACAGGUAUAUUCAUUAAAACAUCUAAAUAAUACAGAGGCAACGUUGAACAAAAUAAAACAAAGACUAUAAUAUUUAAUCGUGGGAGUCUGCAUGUUUUAUAUAUUUUCUCCUUUUCACGACAUAUUUUGAUUCCAUAAGUCAUUAAUUUGCAGUGCAGAAUGACGAAGAAAAAUACUCAUAUCUCUGGUGCUAGACAGGAAGCUAAAGUGCAAUUAAAAUUGUGUUUCAGUACAUUUAAAAUGAAAUAUGGAAAGUUUCAUAAAGCCGCAUAUGAGUACAUGUAAAAUGUGUUGCUUUGGAUAAGAAUAUUUUAGGACUUAAAUAAUAAAGGUCACAAAAUAUUUUUUUUGCGAGAUUAUAGUGAACGCACCGUAGUGGCGGCAGUAACCGUAACUGGGGUCCCUUAGGUAGCUAAGGUCGCAUCCCAGCAGGCACAAGACAUUGAUUAUACGUACGCAUCCUUUAAAACUGACUUUUUAGACUCCCUUUUUAGACCAGUUGAUCUGCCGUUUCUUUUCUUUCUCUUCUAUGUCCCACUCUCCCUUGUGGAGGGGGUCCGGUCCGAUCCGGUGGCCAUGUACUGCUUGCCUGUGUAUCGGCUGGGGACAUCUCUGCGCUGCUGAUACGCCUCCGCUUGUGAUGGUUUCCUGCUGGCUCCGCUGUGAACGGGACUCUCGCUGCUGUGUUGGAUCCGCUUUGGACUGGACUCUCGCAACUGUGUUGGAUCCAUUGUGGAUUGAACUCUCACAGUAUCAUGUUAGACCCGCUCGACAUCCAUUGCUUUCCUCCUCUCUAAGGUUCUCAUCGUCAUCAUUGUCACUGGGUCAUUAUUGUCACCGAUGUCCCACUGGGUGUGAGUUUUCCUUGCCCUUAUGUGGGCCUACCGAGGAUGUCGUGGUGGUUUGUGCAGCCCUUUGAGACACUAGUGAUUUAGGGCUAUAUAAGUAAACAUUGAUUGAUUGAUGAUUGACUUUGAAAAACGUUGCAAAAAUAGUUGUAUUUGUAAAUUGAGACAACGUUGAUGUUGGGAAAUGACCAAAUUUCAAUGGUCAACUCAACGUCUUACCCUAACAUUGAUUAAA